This is a messenger RNA of Colletotrichum fioriniae, 1311 nucleotides long. RefSeq lists its product as uncharacterized. Gene Ontology annotation, biological process: regulation of DNA-templated transcription; chromatin remodeling. Gene Ontology annotation, cellular component: chromatin; nucleus. Lineage: Eukaryota; Fungi; Ascomycota; Sordariomycetes; Glomerellales; Glomerellaceae. The record is from RefSeq and is a predicted model, not a curated record.
AUGUCAACCGACGCGCCGGUCGCCGCCUCGAAUGGCAUCCCCGAAGUUGCCACUCCGGAGACCAAGCAAGAGCCCACGGAGGAGCAGGAGAUGCCGUUUUCAUGGCUUCAGCCACACUCAACGUUCGCCAUCGUCCUCGUCGGAACCGAACAGAAGCCGUUUGGCCUUCAGAGAGACUUCUUGUGUGCCAAAUCAAAAUAUUACCACGAGUACUUCAAAGGACAGAACGCGGCCUCCGAGACCAUCGAGAAUGUGGUGAAGCUGCCCCAGUACACGCCGGAAGUCUUCGGCUUGGCUCAGCUUUUCCUCUUCACUGGAGAGGUAUCAGAGGACGCCGAGUCGUUUCCAUCCUAUGAGGCACUUGUUGGUGUGUGGAAGUUGGGUCACGAAUUGGGUAUAGAUGGUCUCUGCGACACGAGUCUUGAUGCAAUGAAAGAGUGCAGACGUCUCACUCAGAACAUCCCCGCCACUCCCCUUCUUGUCCAGGUAUGGAAGGACACCCCUGAAGGCUCAACUAUUCGGAAGCUCCUCCUCUCGUGGGCGGCAGAGUAUAUGCGCUCGUCCGACAAGAAAGCCGAGUUUGCCAAGUCUCUCCCUCAGGAGGUUCUGAGCGAGCUGGUUGUGACCAUGAGUUCACUCGAGAACCUGCCUACGCCCCCUGCAGCAGCCGAUACUGCGUCCGCCGAGCCCACUCCUAGAAAGAGUGUGCACUAUCUGGAGGAGGACAGUGAAGAGGAACAAGAACACAUGUCCAAGAAGAACCGGCGGGCCUCUGCGCCGUUACCGGCGUCCCAGAAUAGAGACAAGACGUUUUCCCGCGCGCCACCUCCCCCGGUCCGUAAGGCAGCGGCUGUAGCGGCAGCAGCAUCGGCACCCCGUCAAAAGCCCGUCAUCCAGAAACGACGCAGCAUUGUUUCGGGGCCAAGUGGCGAAAUCACGACCUCUCAGAAGGUUGAGUUCUGUUCCGAUCUGCUCGAUAGAAUGCUAUCGGGACCUGGCUUUUGGACGAGACUAGUUGGUCCAUUCAAGGAACCUGUCGAUCCUGCCGAGGACGGUGUACCCGAUUACUUUGAGAAGGUGAAGAAACCCAUGGACCUCAACACAGUCAAGCUCAAGAUGUCACAACAUCAGUACCAGACAGAAGACGAAUUUGCGGCCGACGUGCGCCAAAUUUUCGAAAACUGCUACACGUACUGGAAAAAGGGCGAUCCCAUGUGGGCGGCAUGUGAGAAGUUCCAACGGACAUUUGAGGACAAGUAUGCCCAAAUGCACAAGAACAUCUCCAAAAUGCUGCGCGAGCCAGUCGACUAG